Durusdinium trenchii is the source of this 1098-nucleotide messenger RNA. The record is from the annotation of a GenBank genome assembly. Lineage: Eukaryota; Dinophyceae; Suessiales; Symbiodiniaceae.
AAGCAGUCGCGGCUCAAAGGUAGCUUUAGCGACUCGGAAACCCCAGACCCAAACGUCGGACCUUCGUUUAUCGGUGUAGCGAAGAAAUGCAGCUGCACCAGUUCUUCCAACCUUCCCACGGAUUGCGCUCCCCGAGAAUUGCAAGGGAUGGGAAGGUGUCGAGUUGGAGUGUCAGGUCACUUCAGAGUGUUGGCACUUCGCGACCUAGCGGUCGCGCCAUGGGGUCUUGCUUCUUGGUUUUGGGCCGUGCCUUUGCACGGCGAAAGACGCAAAGCAGAUGUAAGGGAGGAGGCAAAGAGGCAGAAAGUGUUCCAGAAGAACGACAGAGCACUCAGAGCACUGUAGUCAAUGACAUGGUGGAAGUCCCACAAGACGUGGGAUUUCCCCUACCCGGAGUCUUUGAAGGACUCCCUCCACCCAGCCUUGCCAAUGGGUGGACUUUGCUCGGAGACUUGGCGGCCUGUAUCUUUGCUGCUCCUUUUCUUGCAAUCUUGUCCCGGCUGGCGGGGGCAUUGAAACCAGAGUGGUUUAUGCACUCCGAGAACAACGGAAAUGCCUUUAUAUUUCCCGAGGCUUCACAUGGUGUAAUGUUCUGGCUGUGCUGGUGUAUAGGAGGACUUGUGAUGAGAGCAUUUGAAGCAGAUGCGGUGGACUCUCAAGAUUUGGUGAAAACUGUAAAGCGCACUGCACUCGCAGCAGAAACAAGCGGAUUCCUUGCGAACCUGGUAUGGUUAUUCCUGCGUUUCAGUGGGAAUCUGGAAAGUGCCUACACCAUGACUGGGUAUUCUGCACCACCACAUGCCAUUCCUACCUAUGCUGACUUCUUCAUUGACUUACAAUUCCAGGUCUUGCUGCUAGUUAUUUGGCGUUUCACUGUUGCAGUUCUUUUCGCGGAGCGACCUGUGCCCGAGCGUGAAGAGGUCAACGUGGACACCCGAUUGCUUGUGGGAGACUUGCUGGCCAUAGGAUGCCACCGCACCGAAGCUUGACAAAAAGCAAAGGGUAGCUGCCUAUCAUGGCAACAAGCCCACAGUGGUCCGACUUAAGUGAGCAAGACCACCCAAAGUGAGGGUGAGAGCUUGCCAACUGGAUUAGAUG